Messenger RNA from Tetrahymena thermophila SB210, 816 nucleotides. RefSeq lists its product as hypothetical. The record is from RefSeq and is a predicted model, not a curated record. Lineage: Eukaryota; Ciliophora; Oligohymenophorea; Hymenostomatida; Tetrahymenidae. The transcript is spliced from 2 exons.
AUGAAUAAAAUAAUCCAAUUUUAAAGAAUUGAUAACAUAAUCAGUAUUGUCUGCUCAUAGUUUGAAGUUUUCAAUUGUAAUUACAAUUAAUUCAUUAAUUUAUCAGAGCAAAAUGACACAAUAUAUGAUUUAUCAGUUCAAAUAAUGGGAUGCAACUUUAAAGAUAGUUAAGCUUUAACAGGAUUGUUAUAUCUUAUUAAUCAAUUUAAGAAUCUUUAAUAGCUUAAGCUAAUUAUAUGUUUUGAUAACGCAAUUCCUACUUCCUAGUUCUAGCAUUUAGCAAAGCAUAUAAACAAUUUGCACAAAUUGAGAGAUUUAUCAUUGUCUUUAGACACUAAUGUACUAGAUUUAGAAUAAAAAAGUGCAAAAUAUGUUAAAUAAUAUGAAGAAGAUUUAAAAGUGAUGUUUUAAUAAAUAACUUAAAUUUGUAAUUUAGAAUUGACUAUAAAUGAGAGUAAUUCAAAUAAAAAUGUUGAUUCAGCCAUACAGACUACUAUUUUCGGUGAUUUAGAUAUUUAUUAUUUGGUAUUAGAUAUAAAAGAUAAUAACCUAAAUUACAAAUAAUAAGAAAAAAUAUAUUCUAAUUUGUAUUAGUUAUGUUAGUUAAAAAGUUUAUAAAUUUCGAUUGCUAAUAAUGAAGAGCCUAUAUACUAUCAAUCAAUUAUCAAAACACUUCAUUAAAAUAAAUUAAUUUAUCUAUAUAUGAAAUUAGAAAAUUGCGUUAUUAAUCUUAACUAGCCAUAUGUUUUAGAAAGCUAAUAACAAUUAUCUAUAAUAUAGUUAAAAUGCGUUAUAAAGUUUAAAUUAUGCGCAUGA